Messenger RNA from Pocillopora damicornis (cauliflower coral), 600 nucleotides. RefSeq names its product ATP synthase F(1) complex subunit delta, mitochondrial. The record is from RefSeq and is a predicted model, not a curated record. Lineage: Eukaryota; Metazoa; Cnidaria; Anthozoa; Scleractinia; Pocilloporidae. Gene Ontology annotation, biological process: proton motive force-driven ATP synthesis. Gene Ontology annotation, molecular function: proton-transporting ATP synthase activity, rotational mechanism.
ACGGGUGACUUCAUAAGGGCCGCCAUUUUGCCGGGGUCUACUACAGGAUGUUGGGAUUAAUUUCUCGUCAAGCGCCUCGUCUUUUGAGACAACCAGGAUCUUUGAUCUUCAGGAGAAGUCUCGCUGAUGGUAGCCCUGCGGUUUCUCUUACAUUUGGAUCGCCUUCAGAGUCAUUUUAUUCAGAAGCUGAAGUGAAGCAAGUUGAUCUUUCAACCACAGCUGGUAGUUUUGGUAUUCUGGCCAACCAUGUUCCCACUCUGGCAACUCUGCGACCAGGCCUUUUGACUGUGACUGAUGAGGAAGGUGUUCAUAAAUAUUUUGCAAGCAGUGGGACAGUGACCAUUAAUGCUGACUCUACAGUUCAAAUUCUUGCUGAGGAAGCCCAUCCCAUAGACAGAUUCGAUCCACAGGCUGUUACCCAACAGUUAGAUCAAGCUCAACAAAGCUUAUCAAAUGCAGCAAAUGAUGAAGAGAAAGCAAAAGCACAAAUUGCAGUGGAGUGUCUAGAUGCUUUAAAUAAAGCCUUGGGACAUUGAUAAUAACUCUUUACUUCUCCUUUUGUUUUUUUCUACUUGAAUAAACUCUGAAAGGCACACAAGA